Messenger RNA from Adineta steineri, 1794 nucleotides. The record is from the annotation of a GenBank genome assembly. NCBI's taxonomy places the organism in Eukaryota, Metazoa, Rotifera, Eurotatoria, Adinetida, Adinetidae.
AUGGUUUUGAAAGGAGCAGCAACAAUGAUUGUUCGACUAAGUCGAGCAAUUUUAUCUCACCCGUUGAAGUCAAUACAUGCUCCACGUGUUUAUGAAAUACCAAAAAUUAAUAAGAAUCCACAAGUUUAUACAGAAGGUCCACUACGUUAUUAUUUAUUUCCAUCGGUUUACCGAUCAUUUUUUACCCAUUAUGGACCAUCAAUUGGUCGUUAUCAUCAAAAUCUUUCUUAUUUAUUGCCAUUUCGAGCGGCACUUAACGAGAUCAAACGACGACUAUUCUUUGCUGCUCCAGCUAGUUCUCGCUUUGCUUUAAAUCUUCUCGGCUAUUCACUUCUAACAGAAUCUUCAUUUAAUCCUAUUCAUAUUGAUAAAUCUAUCAAUCAAAUUGGUGAUCUUCUAUCGAAAACUACUACCGUGGAUUCAUUCAAUAAUGACAAUGAAAAAUAUACUCGAGCAUCGCUCGAUGAUUUUGAAUUAGGACGUUUACUUGGUUAUGGUUGUAAUGCAGCUGUUUAUGAAGCAAGAUUACGAUCAUCAACAUCGGAAGGUACAUCUCCUAUACAAACAACUUUUAUUCAUAAUGAUGAUAAUAAUACUGAAAGUGAUAUUGAAAUACUUUCACGUCAAUCAUCCAAUAUAUCAUCAAUAUACGAUGAAACAUGUGAACAUCUUGAUAAUGAACAACAACUUAAUGAUUUAACAUUAAGAGAAGUUCGAUAUCGAGCUUUAACUAAUUUAAAUAAUUCAUCGAAUGUUGAAUCUGAUAUAUUACCAGCUGGUAAAUUUAAUUUAGCAAUAAAAAUGUUAUUUAAUUAUGGUAUUCAAUCGAAUGCUGAAGCACUUGAAAAAGCAAUGGACAAAGAAUUAUUACCAUUACGUAAAUGUUCUUAUCAUCCGAACAUAGUUCGUAUGUAUUCAUGUUUUGUUGAUACAUUUCCAUUAUUACAUGAAGCACAAGAAUAUUAUCCAAUGGCUAUACCAUCAAGUUUAUCACCUGAUGGUUAUGGAAGAAAUAAAACAUUAUUUAUCGUUAUGAGAAAAUAUGAUUUAACAUUAAGUGAAUAUAUUCGUUUAAAUAAACCAACACAUGAUGAACGUUUAGUACUUUUUGCACAAUUACUUGAAGCCUUAUUAUAUUUAAAACAUCGUUCAAUUGUACAUAGAGACUUAAAAAGUGAUAAUCUUUUAGUAUGCAAUUUAACUGGAGAACUUGUUUUAGCUGAUUUUGGUUGUGCAUUGUAUCAUCCACCAAAUUUAAAAGUACCUUAUACAACUGAUGAAAUUUGUAAAGGUGGAAAUCUUGCUUUAAUGGCACCAGAGAUUGUAGCAUGUCAACCAGGUCCAAAAAGCUUUCUUGAUUAUAAUAAAGCUGAUCUUUGGGCAAGUGGAACGUUAUGUUAUGAGUUUUUUUCUCAACCCAAUCCAUUUUUUCAUGGUACAUUUCGACAAGAUACAUAUAAUGAUCAACAAUUACCAUCACUUUCUCCAUUAGCAUCACGAACAAUUGAAAAUCUUGUUCAUUCAAUGUUACGUAAAAAUCCUAAAGAGCGUCCAUCUAUAUCUCGUGUUAGUGAUUGUAUUCAUUUAUAUCUUUGGUUUCAAUCAACAGCUUUAACUAUGACAAAAAAUGAAUUUUAUCAAACAUAUAUGUGGACAGCUUUGGAAACAUUAUUUAAUAAACGUACAUUAUCAUUUGUUGAACUUAAUUUAAAAAAACUUUUCUUUCAACGACAAUCUUCUCAAUCAUUGUAUGAUGCGCAAUCGUAUCUUAAUCAACUUUCAAUGUAUAUUUAA